CACACGCCUUGGUGGGAAAGAAACGGGUGGCGUCGGGUCUUACGGUUGUCGAUAUGACGGGUCUGCCUCACCGCGCGCUAUCUUCUCCGGUGGAAUGUUCAGUCGAGCCGCCUGUGGGGGUACUUAAUGGCACAGCUGAUGCCCGGAGGGAUUAAAGGGAGGUAACCAAACUAGAUGAGCCAGAUAGUUAGCCUAUAAUGUCAACACAUGAUCUGAAGUUGCAGCAGUCAAGUUGUCAAAGCGGAGUGAAAGCCAGCGUGACUUGCUUUGUCCCAGAUCAGGAGAGAUUGUACACACAAACUGACAAAUCACGUUUUCAGAAUGUAAGUGAACAUGAGAAGUUACAUCCUGGACCAUUGGCUCAACACAUCCACAACAAGAAAGAUUUAGAAACUAGAACUACUGCAUCUUCACCAUCGUUGCAGUUAACAGGCCAGCAGAAAAGCAGCAGAGAUUUGCAGAUCAGGCAAAUAAUACUUCUCAGAUCUAAGGAAGACUCCAGUAGGACAUCUGAGGAACAGAGGAAAUCUGCCAGAUUUACUUCCACCAUCUCUAUCAGUCUUCCCAAUAGAAGAAACAAAAAAGACACCGCGGAGGAAAAAACACUGCAAGCUACAAAUAGCCUUUACAGCACACAUGAAGCCAUAAAAAACACAGCUAAUCAAAACCACACAGAGCUAAGGGACGUGCUUUCACCAACUGAGCAAUGUGGCGAAUCAACUGGUGAAUUAUUUAAGAAUAGGGAUGGGCCAAAAGCAAGCUUUGAUGAAGACAGUUUUACCACUCUGCAUCAACAUGGACAUAACACACCAAAGCAGGGACAAAAUACAGGAAUACAACACAACAUAGGCCUUCAUGAACAAACGCAAAUUGUCCACAACGGCUCACAAAGACAUUCUACUCAACCUGUUUGUGAGGUUCAAACAGAAUUCAACAAGGAAUCUGGAGCCAAUGACUGUAGAAAGAAUACUGCAACAACUCCACAGUACCACAGUAAUCUGACCUCCUUUGAAGGGGACAAUGGUCUAAAAGCAAGCACUGAUUCCCAGUUUUUUGCACACUAUUCAGAAGUAGUAAAUCAGGUCUUGCCAUUAGACUCUUUUCCUGCUCUUCAUUCUGAUAGUACCCCUGAGCCAGAACCUGGUCUUUUCAAUCCUACAUCAGCUAUGUUGACAUCGGCCCUGGCCUCAGUUCUUCCUCUACCUUGGAGUGGCCGUCUUCAAAGACCCAAGCAAGGCUGCAGCGAAGUACAGCAUGAGCCCCAAGAUUGUGGACAGAAUGUCAACCCAUCUACCUUAUUUUGCCAGGAUCGGCAGCAACAACCGUUUCUUCCUUCCCAGAGGCGACCAUCUGAACACAUGUUGGCCAAUGACAGUGACAUGCAGUUGACUGCAGGAACCAGCUAUAACUGUCCUGACUGGCAAAAAGAGAACAAUUCCCCGAACAUCACAACCACAAUACAGCCGACGAGACCCAUUAUUAAAUCCUCCUCUGUGGGCAUGAUGUACAAUAAUACAGAUUUGCAUUCUUUUCCCACACCUCUGGACACUCGUCAGGUACCAAAUUUGGCCCAUUCAGAGUACAGAAUAUCAAACACUGGAGAUGAACAUGAGGCUUUCAAAUCAUUGAGCUCUAAGCCAACAACAAGCAGUCUACUUCUUUCCUUGAGGAGGUCAAAUUUGAGAAGCUCCAGUGCUGAUCCCACACAAUCACAGACUCAGAUGACUAGUUCUGUCAGGUCCCUUACAUUGCCUAGCAGAGUUGUUUUGAAAACUCCAUCAUUUGCCCAUUCUGUUACCGCUGAUGACCAAACCCCCGAAUAUCCAGACACUCCUGCAAGAACAGAGGAAAUAGCAGUCAGUCAGUUCCUUUUCUCACAUAGAAUUAAGAGUAGAGUGCCAUUAAGAAAAUCACUGUUUCUAAACAAACCAGAGACAGAAAUUUAUCAGAGACUUGAAGCUUCUGUUGCCAGAGUAGAGGAAGAACGUUUCCCAAUCUCCACAACCAAAACCGGCCAACUUGGAAUUCUCAGAGCUGAACAGAGUUCUUAUUCAGUGUUUUUGAGGAAAUAUUCCAAUACAGAGGACAUAGAUCCAGCGGAACAAAAUGCUGCCAACAACACCAACCUGCAAAACUCCAAUAUGACCAGACAAAAAGUAAUUCCAGAUACCACAAUUUCUCCCAAAGUUUUAACAAACAAUGUUCAACAAUCUGGCUUUAAUGUUCAAAAAUUAAAAUCACAAAGUACACACAAUAUAAUAUCCAGUAGUUCUUCAGGUACAGGCACCUUCACAGACAGGCUUAACUACUCACCCAGGAAAGACUCUGGUGGAACAAGUCCCACAAAUGUGGGGCAUAUAUAUCUGGACUCUAAGAAAUAUUCUCAGUCAAGUCAAAGCACUAUGGAUCUUUCGAGCUCUCUUUCUCCAAGCAGACCUCUCAGAAGUGUAAGAGUACCAAGCAUUUAUUCAUACCUACGGGAGUCCAGCCCGGCUGUGUCCACCCCUUCCCCUUCCACCACUUCUUCCCACAUACAGAGAGGUGAAACAUCACCUCCUAAGCAAGAUGGAGGUGUAACACUGCAGGGUGACCGGAAAACACUACCUUCAAGAUUUUCAUUUGACUUCAACCCAUUUGUGCCACAGGUACAAGCAUUACAAAGAAACUCUUAUAGCUCCAGCUCUCAUAUAGUACCAGCUCAAUCUCUGCCUCCUGAUUUUGGACGAAGAUCAGCACCUCGUCUCAGCACUUCUCCAUAUUUUAGCCUCAUCUCCUCACGACCUACACUCAACAACACUUUACAAGAACUAUCCUCUCCACCUGUGUCCAAAACUCAUACCCGAUCUACAUCUUAUGAUAUUGUAACCACUCCUGCAGACUUCAUAAAAGGUGAUCCAAGCUCUUCACUGUCCACAUACACAGGCAUAAUAAGAAGACCAAAGGAACAGUUAGCUUCUCCUAACAGAAAACAGAGGACAGCAGUUCAAGAUUAUACAAGCGCCCUAGAUAAUCACAAACCUGCCCAGCCAUGCCUCUUACAAGUUGCACCAGAUACAAGUUUUGUCAUGGAACGCCAAAGCGCAAAUAUAAGCCCACACCCAAGGCAGCCAGACACAGGCUCUAACAACUUCUGCCAUCAGGAGCAUGAUGGCUUGAUGGAACUUCAGCUUGAUAAGGGUAAUGCUUACCCCAAGCACAGGCUGAAUGAGAAAGAUAAGUAUAAGCUCACAGUAGAAAACGAGACUCCACUGACAGCUGAGAAAGAGAUUCCCGCUGUGCAUAUGCAUGAGAGAUUACAGGAAAUGCAAAGUUCCAAUUCAAAAAAAGGCCUCUUUAGUUUACGAGUUAACAAAGACAAAGAAGCUGUCUUUUCGUCAGCUUCAUUGCCAGACAAAGAGGUUGUUAGUCCCCAGUAUUUAAAAACCAAAAGACAUUCGCCAGUGUUUAAAACGAGCAGCAGGAUUGACCAGAUGUUAAAUCGCUUGAAACUGACAUUUGGUGUCAAACGUUCAAACAGCUCACUUGACGCACUACCGAAAAAGAACAAGAGUCCCACUCAGCAACCCUCAGAUACUGAGACUUUUGAAAGUCCCAAGCCAGAGGAGAACACAUGUUCUGAGAGCCACCCGGAACCUUCUAACUACUCUUUAAUAACUGAUAAACACUCUUUAAAUUCCUUGUCACUACUAACAUUCAAAAAAUCUGAGAAUACAUUAAAUAUGGAUGAACAAAAUAAGUCUACAGCUGAAAUAAAUUAUUCUGGGUGCACACGGGAGGCCCCUAACUCAUUCUUGACCACCAAUAAAUCAUCUUUUGCCUCUUUUGGGUCCUUGUUGCCAUGUACAUUAAAGAUAUCUGAGAAAACCUUAAAUAUGGAUUGGCAAAAUAGAUCUACAACUGAACAAAAGGGUUCUGGGUGCACAUGGGAGGCCCCCAACUCAUCAUUGACCACUGAUAAAGCACCUUUUGCUUCUUUUGAGUCUUUGUCACCGUUAACAUUAAAAAAAUCAUCUGAGAAUAAAUUAAAUGUUGAUCAGCAAAAGAGGCAUAGCGAUGAAAAUGGAAACCAUUCUUAUGGUAGGAGCUUUAGUCCACAUAGGCUAAAGGCCCAAAGUAUGAAUCGUUCUGCCACCUUGCCACAUUACAGAAAAUCCUCUGUCGGUCCCCCAUCACCCUUUUAUUUGUUUGAUUUUGAUUCAGAAGAAAUUCAGAAUGAUAAUGUGUUUAAUAGUCCAGUGAGCAAAAAAACAAAUUCACUGUGUGAGUCUGAUUACUUCUCUUCUCUGAACUCCAAGAGUCCCGUGCAGCAAAACCUUGUGAGGUCUCACUUGUCCUCGUCAUGUGCUGAUUUAAAGUAUGGUCUACACAAUGGACGAUCUUUCUCAGUAAGCAGUGUGGUUUCAAGCCGCCCAUCAGGUCCUGGACGAAUCUCAACAAGCAGCAUCAGCGACCUGUCAAGUUUGGAUGACUUUGUGCCGAAGGGGGAUUAUACAGUAGUUGACUCUCCAAUGAGUAGUAGCCAUUCUCCAAUCUGUGAUGCCAAAUCUAUCACUGGUAAACAGUCUGAACCUGGAUAUACAGAUGAUCUUGAUCUUGAUCAUUAUGAUGCAGACCCAACCCCACCUCCAUCACCAACUAUGUCCUCUUCACCUCGUCGGAUAUCCCAGGCACCUUCUGUAUCUUCCCCCAUGUGGACAACUCCAGAAAAGUCUCCUACUCGUGGAAUCCUGUCAUCAAGGAGCUACACAACCAGCUUGACUGUUUUUGAGGAGUCUGAUUCUGACACCACAACCGAUGAUGAAUACUAUCUUGACAAUUGUGAUGAUGCUGUAGAAACAGAACUUUAGAGGAGGUAAUUAUGUGUUCAAUUCCAUCAUAUUGAAUAUGUGGUUACAUAUAUACGCUUCUACGAAAUUAGAAACGAUCUAAAUUGUAAUAACAACUAGAAAUCCAGAUUGGAUAUGAAUAGAAGGAAUUAUAAUAUAUCAGAACUAUAAGACCAUGUUGAUUUCAUAUUUUUUGUUAUAAAUUAAAUAUAAUGGGCUUUUUGAAUACUUUAGUGUUUGAGGAUAACAAUUUUUUAUUUCAUUAUGAAUUAAUAUACAAUACAGUACAAUGCACUGUUUCAUUAGGUUUUUUAAGUAUAUUUUCUGGAUCUUAAGGCUUUGAAAUUGUGAAUUCUCACAUCAUUCCUUUUAUUGUAGGUUAUUGACUGUUUCAUUCACUGUGGCAUUUGAAAGCACAGCAUGUCAGUUACAAUACAUUAUUUUCCUGACAGACAUUCUAUAGUCAGUAGCUGUAAAGUAAGAAACUGAACCCCAACUGUUUAACAGAGGUGUUUGAAUUUUCUCAACUCGUACUGCUCUUUUAACAGUAAAAAAAAAAGAAUAGAAAAAUUGAAUAUCGGUGCCCCUGUAACACUGAUGAUUCCACAUUAAUUAUGGUUAAGUCUGUAAAGAAGAUGAUGUUACAGAAGUCUGCUAUCCAUUUGAUAUUAUUUUUAAAAGUAUGAAAGUGUUAUUGAAAACUGGCUGAUCCUGGCAUAGCCUGUGUGACAUCUGCAACUUGUUAAUUUGAGGUUCAAACACGGCCUCUCACAGUCUAUGCAAAAGACAUACCACUAGAUGAACUAAGCAUUCUUAAAUAAGACCUCACAGUUAAUUUUAUUUGCUGUAUAAUUUAAUUGUGCUAUUUGUGUGCGGCUUUCAGUGUAAUUUUAAUUGAUCUUUUUUAUAAUUUUUUAUGCAGAGCAGGGGUUGGGGCAUCAUUUCUCCCCUAGAGCCUAGGGACCUCCAUAAGAUGUUAAGAUGCUCAAUUGCAGCACUGACAACAACACAGUACUACUAAAUGCUGUAUAACAUAGGCCUACGGGACCUUUUUGUAAGGGAAUUCUUGAAUGUCUUCAUUAAAUCGGUUAUAUUUAUUAACAUUUAAUAUAUUGACUACACUAUAUUUUUCUUAAGGCACAAGAAGAAGAAUAUUGAUCACUUAUAAAAAAAAUUUAAUAAAUGAUCUGUAAAUGACUAACUUUGCACAUGACUCAAGUUAAACUGCUAUGCUAACCUUUAAUUAGCAAGUACACUCUGUGGUCUAGUAAACUCUUUAAUUCUAAUAACAGAAAUUCCUUAAUUACAGCUCAUUAAAACAUUGCCUGUCAUGUCACAACCUGCCACAAUGAACAGUUAUGACUAUGAAUGAUGCAACUAAUUUGGCCCUCUUAUAGAUCGAUGUUUCAGUAAUGGUUGACAGGUAUGCGGAAGCAGUAGGCCUGUUCUUUAAAAAAAAACAUGACUGCCUUCUUUGGCCCUCUUGAGUAUUUUGAGUAUUAUUUUUUUAACUUUCGUAAAGAUGUAACCUGCUGAAAGGACCACUGAACGAAUCUUUUUGUUAAACGAAGCUCCUACUCCACACGUAGUUCUCCUUUAAAAAAAAAAAGCUUUUGGAUCUCGUAUAUUUCUAGCUUUCUAUCACUGAGUUGGAUGAGUCUGUUUUCACGUUGCUCUGGUAACGGCUGUUGUGGGUGUAAGGCGUGCAUUUGCACCCGUCUCCAUAAUGUCGUACUGUCUAGGCUUUAUUUUCUCGUUUUUAAACUCCCUCAAUGUUGUUUACUCUUUGGUUGCAGCUUUAGCCCCCUCUACGUUUUUUUACUUCAACUUGUCGAUGUCAUUGUGAAAAUCCAGUUCACGCUUUUGUUUACUUUUCGAUAUUCACUGGAUUGGUUUGAUUUGAAUAUUAUAAGGAUACAACGCAUUGCCUAUUUAAGCUCCUUCUACCCAUUAAACAUUUUAAUUCAGGCAUUUUUAAGAAUAUUGGCUAUUCUGUUUCUUGAGAAUGAAGAGGACUCGACUGAUCAAGUAAGUAACAUUUUGUGGUCUCAACAGAAGUGGUUUAUUAAAAACACCUGUCUUAUUUUUGAAUUGAGUAACGUUAGGCCUAUAUGGUGGAGUUAAAUGUAGUUUAAUAAUCCAAUAAAAUAGUCAUAAUCCUAGUUGAAUAAUCCCAUUUCCCAUACCUAGCAAAGGAAUUGAAAUGUAAAUCCAUGUUAAUGUUUUACAGAAUAAACUCACUGUCUCUCUCUCUCUCUCUCUCUCUCUCUAUCCUAUAAGCAGCAUGUGCUAGCAUGAACAAGACAAUUGAACACACAUACUCUUUUGACAGGUGUGAAAUACAGCAAAACAUGCAGACUCGUUACUAAACGAGUGAAGCAAUAGAAAAAAAAAACUGUCAAUCAUUCCCCCCUUUAGCCAUCACCCAACAGCUCCAUCUGGGGAAACUACAUCAGAGUCUAAUGUCAUACUUGUCCCACAGCUGGAAACAGUUUUCAGCAGAGCAGCCAGGAUCAUCCAGCGAGCAUGGAGGGCACAUGUUGUUAGUGAUCACAGUCAACUUUCAUGUUACUUUUUCUCCAACUUUGUUACAUAUGAUUGAAUGCACAAAUAAAAAGUAGUGCAUACUGUGCCUGUCAUGUGUAGGAUACUGCUGUCUUCAAGCACCUCAAGAAACUAGUGAGUCUCCAUAAUCAAGGGGAUCCACGUCUCCUUAGAUUUAUUAACCCUGCAGAGGCUAAUAUUUUGGAUUCUGCUUCAGGGGCGCUUAUCCGAUUCAGACUGGGUGGGGUGAGUGCUGAUGUGAUUCAUUUUUCAAUGAUUAGACAGUUAUUUGUACUUAAUAACAUGCUGUUAUUGUGUUCUGCUCUAGGUUACGUUAUUGGAAAGCUAAUUAUAAGUAAACACACAAAUUGCAAAUUACUUACUAACGUUUAUAAAAUUCCAGCCAACCUAUCCUCCAAACAUCUACUUUAAAAUAUACACUCGUGCACCCAUAGUGGACAUGUGCGCCUCCAGUCUUAAAGAUUACACGCAGCUAAAGAAACCUGCUCCAAGCCAGAUUCAUAAUGGCCGAAUGAUGAUCAAUGAUGGGAAUGAUCACUCUGGGUGGUACCAACGGGUGGAGAACAAUGGCUGGAGGAUUUUGUCUUGCAAGGUGACAUAUCCAGUCAUAAUACUUUCAUUUUCAUUUUACCUUUUGUAUAUCAAUGCAACUCAAUAAAUGAAACAUAUCCAACCAAACAUUCAGCAGCCAUUACUCCACUCUCCAUAAAUUACAUUUUAAAAUAUACACUUUCUACCUUCUACUGUUUCAUGUACAAUAUAAAUUGUAACAGUCAGAAAAAUAUUCAAAUGUUGCAUGACUAAGCAUUAUGUGUCUAUCAUUGCCUUUAUGAUGAAAGAUUUCCGUGUUUGAAGACCCAAUAACUCAAGAUCCCAAUAUUAAGAAAAUAGAAUUCCAUCACUGCAAAAUCUGACGGCGACAAGAUGUUGCAAGAAAAAAGAAGAUUCAUAAAAUCGAAUGGAUGAGAAAAAUGUAACAUUUUAAAAAUGUAUUUAAAGUAACUGUUUGAUUGCUUGUGGUAGGUGGUGAGAUAUGUUCUGCAGAGCUAAUCAUACUAAAACCUGGAAUAUAAGAUGUGAAUGACAGCAUAAUUGUAAGCACAGGUAUGCUGGGGGUCUCCUGCAUACUGGUACUGAACACAGCCAAACAGCUCUGCUGGUCCAAAAAUCCACACAGAAUGAUGGAUUCCCUUGAACAGAUUGGAACAGAUU
Sinocyclocheilus grahami is the source of this 8603-nucleotide messenger RNA. Its product is annotated as serine-rich adhesin for platelets-like. Lineage: Eukaryota; Metazoa; Chordata; Actinopteri; Cypriniformes; Cyprinidae. The transcript has 6 exons. The coding region runs from base 198 to 4847 and encodes 1549 amino acids. The record is from RefSeq and is a predicted model, not a curated record.